AUGAUAAAUAAUUUGCCAAACGAAUUACUUUACACAAUUUUGCAAAAUGUUCAAAAUACUUAUGCAUUAUAUAAAAUAUGUAAAUUUAAUUUUUUUCCAUCAACUGAAUCAAAUGGAUCAUUUUUAUCACCUACAUCAGAAGAAGAAGGAUCAGAAAGAUCAGAUUCAGAAGGAUUGAUAAUAAUAAAUAAUUGUAGGAUUAAUUUGGGGAUAGCUGUUAAAUAUAAAGAUAAUCCACCAAGUGGUUGGAAACAUAAAUAUUAUAUACCAACUAUUUUAUUACCUGGCGAGAAUCCAAACAACAUCAAAGAGAUUAAAUGUCAUUCGAAUAUAAUUAUAGGCUAUAGAUUCAAUAUCAACAAAGAGAGAAAUAAUGAUGAGAAGGGGAAACAAGAUUUUAAAAAUAAUUCAACUAAUGAUUAUACCAAUAAUCCACAAGACAUUGAAUUAUUGUAUAUCAAUAUGUCAAGAGAUGCAUUAUUAAGGUAUAUGGAUAAUAUGGAUAACCUUCAUUACUUGAUUUCUGCCACUGGAAUUAAUUAG
Entrophospora candida is the source of this 543-nucleotide messenger RNA. NCBI's taxonomy places the organism in Eukaryota, Fungi, Glomeromycota, Glomeromycetes, Entrophosporales, Entrophosporaceae. The record is from the annotation of a GenBank genome assembly.